GAGUAGCGAGAAAGAGCGAGAGUUUGGCGAUUUAGCGGGAAAAUAACCACAUUGUUGCCGGCUGCAGCGAUGACGGUCGACACAAACAAGGAUAAUUCCAAAGCCGCUAUGGCCUUGGAACCACCUGAACGUUUGUUUAAGGAUGUUACCUAUUAUAUUGUCGGCAACAUCAGCGAAGAGGUUCAAAGAAUUCUGAAUGCUGGUGGUGCCAAAAAGGAUACGUAUCUCAGUGAGAUGGUUAGCCAUGUCAUUGCUGAUGAUGUUGACAAUGAUGAAUAUUCAGAAGCGAGAGAAUUGUUUGAAUUACCUGUUGUCACUAGCAGCUGGGUCCUUUUGUCUGUGAAAGCAGGAAAACAAUUAGCUAAAGACAGGUUUGCUCCUGAAGACCUUGUUUUCUCCGGUAUUGUUGCCUGCUUUUCACAGGUUGGUGAAGAAGACAUGAAACAAAUCUGGCCAGCUGUUGUCUACAAUGGAGGAUAUAUCCAGCGUAAAUUAGAUAAUCGGUGCACUCAUCUGAUAACACCAGCCACUGCUGGGGUGAAAUAUGACACGGCCAUGAAAUAUCCCAGUAAAAUUAAAAUUGUCAGUCCAGACUGGAUUACGGAUUCACUGUCAAAGCAGGCCAAGCAAGAUGAGGUCAUCUAUCACCCUCGGCUUCUUGUCUACCCAAAGCCUGAACCCCCACCUCCUCCUCCUCCGCCGCCACCACCCCCACCCGUUAUCCCCGAUCAUCCAGAGCAUACGGAUACUAUACCAACUGUGGUUACGCCUCCUUUGCAUUCACCUAUGCCCCAUCUAGGGCCGCAGCAGCAGCAGCUCACGCCAUCGAUGCCUGCACAUUUCUUUGAAGAGAAAUCAACAGCGCAACAGCAGUUGCAGCGCCUACAACAGCAGCAUCAGAUGCAACAACAGCUGCAUUUGCAGCAACAACAAUCACAUUUACAGCAGCAACAGCAACAACAGCAACAGCAGUUAUUGCUGCAACAGUCUGGAUCUGUUCCUCUUACUCAUGCUCUAACACGAACAGAACCUUCCACAGCGAAAUCAACUGGCAGCCAGCGCCAAACCAUUGCUCAGAUUCUUAGCCAAGAGAAUCAGAAAGAACUGCUGGCAUCUUUAGUGCCCAAAAGCAUCGCUACCGCAAGUAAUAAUAAAAGUCCUACUGGCGCAGUUCCUACUGUGACACCUAGCACCAGUGCAAGCACUCCUACUGCAAACACGAGCACUAGCUGGGAUUCUACUGCUCAAGCAACCAAAUUGAAUGGGUCCCGUCCCGGGACACCAUCUGCAAAGUUGGCUCUAGCCAGAAUGGUAAACAGUCGCCUACAAGCAGGGGCCAACCAUCAUAGGGCAGUUACACCAAACAACCGACCUGUUGCCGGACAGACAAUGGCAACGAAACUUACUGGUUCUGUUGAAAGUGCAAACAAUAUGCAAUCGGCCCCCUGCAGUACUGUCACAAGCCCCAUUCCGUCCACUGCUAUGCCAUCUACCUGUAGGAAGACGCUACAAAACAUAACAAAUAGCAUUGAUACACAGCCAUCUGUAUCACCAAGACCAAGCAUGAGUAAAAUCAGCCAAAUGUUAGGGCUGAAUGUUCUACCUCGUAUGCCAGCCUAUGGUACCCCACAAGUGGCUCAAACUAACCAAGCUUCUGCUACUCCCCAGUAUUGGGGUCAUGACCCAGGAGAUAAGAUUACUGCAGAUCUCCCUUUGUUAGGAUGUGUCUUUUAUAUCACAGAUUAUCAUAAAAUACUGGGAUCUGAACCAGUUGGAAUUUGGAAACAAAUUAUUGAACAGCGGGGUGGCCAAGUUGACAAUUCCUACUCCAAUCGUAUCACUCAUGUUUUAUGUGCCAGUCAGCAGAGUGAUGUUUUCCAUUUGGCUCUCCGAGAUCAGAAGAGAGUUGUAACUGCAUACUGGUUAAAUGAUGUUUUAGUUAAAAAGAAAAUGUUCCCUCCUUGUCAAGUGAUGCAUUUACCUAUCAUUUAUGGUGAUAAGAAACCUUGCAGUAACCAAAUCAUUACUUUGACCAACUUUGAUGGAGAAGAGCGACAGCGGGUGAAGCAGAUGAUCCAUGCCAUUGGCGCCAAGUACACCGGUUACUUAACACAUUGUAAUUCUGUAUUGAUUUGUAAAAAGCCUGAAGGAUUGAAGUUUGAGAAAGCAAAAGAAUGGCGAGUGUCAGUUGUAAAUCCUCAGUGGUUGAUAGAUUUGGUGUUGGGUGAUCUUGAUGCACUAAGACUCCCUGUGCCCUCCAAAUAUCUUCAGUUAAAUCUAUCAGACCCUUUCAAAUUAGAUCUUAACAGAGUAUCUCAUCUUAUGGUCGGUUGGUGUACCCCACUUAAAAUAUCUCGAGAUGUUUGGAAGAAAUUUACUUCUGUCCCCAAAAGGAAUGUGAUUUCUCAUGAGAACACUAUUGAAGAUGAAUUAUCUAAUUCUCUUUCAUCCGAUAUUGAUGCACCUGCCAAAAAGAAAGCAAGGUUAAUGAAUGAAGCUGUAUCUGUGACUACAAACCCCAAAAUAUUGUUUACUGGUUUUGGGAAUAAUACUGUGAGAAGGUUCCGUGGGAUGGUGGAGAAGUUAGGUGGCUGUGUUACUGAUAAUCCACGCCAAUGUACUCACCUGGUUGCUAAGUCCCUAUGUAGAACUGUGAAAUUCUUUAUAGCAAUUAAUGUAUGUAAAUAUAUUGUGAACAAAGACUGGCUUGAAGACAGCAUUACCAAAGAUAAAUUCCUUGAUGAAGAACUCUAUGUACUGAAAGAUGGAGAGGCUGAAAAAGCUUUGCAGUGUGACCUGACAUUUUCUUUGCAAAGAGCCAGGACUCGUCCUCUAUUCAAGGGUUUUAUAUUUUACAUUACACCAAGUGUUGUGCCUUCUCCCAAAGACCUUCAGGCUAUUAUUGAAAGUGCUGGUGGCAGCGUUAUUAAGCGGCGCCUCUCAGCUAAGCAAAUUGCAUCGUUGCGGGAUGACAAGGGAAAUCCUACAUUUAUUGUGAUUACAUGCCCCAAUGAUGUGCAUUUGUGCCGGGACCUUAUGGCUCGUCGACUUGCUGUCUUCAAUUCAGAAUUCGUCCUAACUGGUGUCUUGCGACAAGAGAUAGAUUUCGAACUAUUCCAACUUCCAGCAUCAGAUUUAAUUCGGCAAGUAUAGGGGACCAAAUUGAAAACUUGUGUGUUUAGGGGUUAUGUAACAUACUCCUAUUCAGAGGCUUGGGUUCUUUUGACUGGAUUUAUAUACAGGCUACAAUCUGUAAAUUUAACUAUACUUUUAAAAACUGUUUUUUUUUAAUUGAAAGUUACUCAUACACUCGCAUUCACACAUUCUUAUAAAAACAAAGUUUCAUAUACAUGGAUACACACUCACAAAAAUGCAACUUUUAAUCUUGUUGCUCUCCUCAUUUCGACCGCAAGCAUAUAUAACCACUUAUGCAUACACAUACACACCAUUUCUCAUUUCCAUUCAUAUGUGCAUGCAUACAUUCAAUCACGUUCAUUGGCAAACACCUUUACUAUCGCUCCUUUGCAUAUAUAUGCAUGCACACUCAUUUGAUUACAUAUUUUCAUACUCACACACAAACACACUUUUUAUCACCAGUUCAUGUGUAAACAUUUCUUUGAUGACAUAUAUCAAUAAAAAAAAUACGUAUUUUAGUGCAUGCCUACUUACUCAGAUGCAACAAAUAUACACACUUAGAGUUUAUUUAUUUUUCACUUUGGUAUAUCAUCUUGAGUGUCUGUCACAGUCUUUUUAAUGUGAUUACUUCUCAAAAGAUUCCCUUCUAUAUAUAUAUAUCUAUAUAUCUGUGUUUGUGUAUGUGUAUAUAUAUAUAUAUAUAUAUAUAUAUGCAUACACACA
Molecule: messenger RNA, 3858 nt
Organism: Octopus sinensis (East Asian common octopus)
Lineage: Eukaryota; Metazoa; Mollusca; Cephalopoda; Octopoda; Octopodidae
Product: PAX-interacting protein 1-like
Exons: 20
Coding region: 70-3153 (1027 amino acids)
Cellular component (GO): MLL3/4 complex
Source: RefSeq, a predicted model, not a curated record